UUUCAGACAUCAGGAAGAAGCAAUAAGACAAUAUAUGGUUGAACUGAGAUGGGUUUUUGAGAAAGGCAUUAAAGCAAAGAGAGAAACUUGGGAUGAAAGUCGCAAAACAUUGCAAGCUAUUUCAAAUCAAGUGGUUGAACAAGUGCAUCAACCUAGAUCAGAAGUACCAUUGCCGGCCCAGACAGUAGAUCCUCACAGGCAGAUCCAGAAUCCACCUGCUCUAGCACUCAGGUGGCAAGUUAAUCUGCUACAACCACCUUCACAAAAUCAAUCGGCAGUUGGUGGGCCAAUGCAGCCAGAACCAGUAGAGAUUGCACCACGUGUGGCAGAUUUAGGAAAUCAACAACAACUCCUUAUCAAGGAUAGAAAUUGGUCAUACUCCAAGCGUAGACUUACAAUUGAUGACUUGAGAUGGGUCAUUAAGGAAGUCAAAACUUGCAAAGAUCAGGUUAGAUCAGAUCCUCCACGAAGAAGAAGGCACGGAGGGCAUGAUCUGAAGCAAUGGAAAACUGGUCAAAGUCAGAAGUUUGGCUAUGAAGGAUGUUUCAGAAUGCGCUUACAAUGCAGGAGAGCAAAAGAGAGGUGCCAGCAGCAGAUGGAGAACUCGGAGGGCAUGACAGAUCUGGCUCAGCUGCUCCCAGUGAGAAUGAAAUCUUUUUGGAUUCUGAAAGUCAAAAAUAGGGGAUCAAGUCAAACGUCACUAGAAGAUGAAAAACAACCUAGAAGUCCAACUUCUCCUCAAGUUCUGACUGUGGAGACAAAAAAAGAAACUGGCUUGAAAGCAACGUUUAAGGUGGCAGAAGAAAUGGAGAAUUUAGCUAAGCAGGAAACCAUCCAAUUUGAUCUGAUGGAGACAGAAGUGACGAUCAGUGACUUCAUUAGAGGAGUAAAUUGUUCAAGGGGAAUUUCGUCAGUGGAGCUCACUGUGAGAAAUAGAACUUUCAUAACUGAAGUUGUGAAAGCUAAUGACAAACCUUUUGUGGCUAACACCAAUUCGGUGGAAACUCAUUACUAUGACGAAGAAAUUGGGACCAUUCGCUUCUUUGGGAUGGACUGUAAUGGCAAACCAGCUAGAAUUACUGUUAGUACCAGAUCAACACUAGAUCAGCACUCACUAGUCGCACAGUGAAGAAGGUUUGUGAUGAACUCCUUCGGCCUACAGUAAUUGUUCCUUUUAAGUCGAGGGAGAAGCCAGAAAUUGAAGAAAUUUCAUGAAGAGAC
This is a messenger RNA of Rubroshorea leprosula, 1221 nucleotides long. The record is from the annotation of a GenBank genome assembly. Lineage: Eukaryota; Viridiplantae; Streptophyta; Magnoliopsida; Malvales; Dipterocarpaceae.